GUUACCAAUCAGGCCAUGAGUUGGAAAAAAGGAGGAACUUCGUUCGCUCUGCGAAGAAGUUCAGAAUAAAAAAAACUUUUACUUAUUUUCAAAUGUUUAGUCUUCUCUGUAAAAGGAAAGUUAAAGGAUCGUAUAGUCGGGGCUGUCAUGUAUUCGUUUGGCUUUUGUAUACUUUUCUUCCUAGUUCCUGGCAUUUUGACAGAGGCUCAUUAUGCAACUGUUUUCUGGGACAACAUUAAGAAGGUCAUAGAAAUUAAAGAUGGCGUUUUGGACAAAAACGGUGAUGCAUAUGGAUUUUUUAAUGACACUCUACAGAGUACUGGCUGGGGUGUGCUUGAAAUUGUGGCUGGUUUUGGCAGUAAGCCACAAGGCAACAAAGAGAAAAUGUAUUUGGCUGGAUUCUUGGAAGGUUUCCUUACAGCUCCGCAGAUGUUUGACCACCAUGCUAAUAUAUAUCCACAUAUCAUCAGGAGCAACAAAACACUGGAAGGAGUGAAGGAUUUUAUAAAGAAACAAGAUCAGUGGACUAGAGAACAGGUCAAAAUCUUCAAGAAGUCUCCUUUGUGGAGACACGUUGGUUAUGUUAUUUCUCAGUUGGAUGGUCUGUUUGCUGGAGCUGCGGAAUGGGCUAAGAGACAUCAGAAGCCACCCUUGACUUAUUUUGACAUCCAGUUCCUGAAUGCAGUUGGUGAUCUUCUGGAUGUUAUUCAAGAACUGUUUCCUCCGCGGGGUGGUACAGUAUUUAACAGUCGUGAACAACAAAAGAAAAGCCUGUGGGAAAUGGGGCAUUGUUCUGCUCUCAUUAAGGUGCUUCCUGGAUAUGAAAAUAUCUUCAUGGCCCAUUCCAGCUGGUUUACUUAUGCAUCAACACUGAGGAUCUAUAAGCACUGGAAUUUCAACAUCAGUGACCCAUUUACAGCUACUUCCAAAAUUUCUUUCAGCAGCUACCCAGGUUUCCUGGUGUCAUUAGAUGACUUUUACAUCCUUGGCAGUGGCCUAGUGAUGCUGCAGACCACAAAUCAAGUGUUUAAUAGCAAGUUGUUUAAAGAAGUUGAACCACAGUCCCUUUUUGCAUGGCAGAGAGUUCGAGUUGCUAACAUGAUGGCAAAUAAUGGGCAAGCCUGGGGAAGAAUCUUUGAAAAAUAUAAUUCAGAUGCUGUAUGUCUCAAUUGUACUCCUUAUUCUCCCAUGAUGCUGGCUGCUGAUAGUGUGCUGAAUAGAUGGUGUAAGUGGAUAGGGACCUAUAACAAUCAAUAUAUGAUUCUGGAUCUGAAAAAGGUUGAGCUUAAAAAACAGAUUCGCACAGGUGCGCUGUACAUUGUGGAACAGAUUCCAACACUGGUGAGGUAUUCAGACCAGACCGCUAUUCUUCAAAAAGGAUACUGGCCAUCCUACAACAUCCCAUUUGAUGAGGUGAUCUAUAAUAUGAGUUCCUAUCCAGAAAUGGUCAAAUACUAUGGAAACAAAUAUUCAUAUGAGUUGUGUCCCAGAGCAAAAAUCUUUCGAAGAGACCAAGGAAAUGUGAAAGAUAUGGAGUCAAUGAAACAUAUUAUGAGAUAUAACAAUUAUUUGAAAGAUAUCUAUGCUGAAAAGGAUCCCUGUAAUACUAUCUGUUGCCGUGAAGAUCUGAAGUCAUUUAGUCCCAUCCCAGGAGGUUGUUAUGACUCCAAGGUAACUGAUUACUUCCUUGCAUCUCAGUUUACUGCAUUUGCCAUUAAUGGUCCUACUACAGAAGGUAAUCUUCCUGUUUUUAAUUGGGACCAGUUCAAAGAAGUUACACACAAAGGCCUGCCAAACUCUUACAACUUCAGUUUUGUUACAAUGAAACCACUACUGUUUCAACCGUGAUGUGUCAUUAGAAACAAAGAGCAAAAUCAGAUCUAAAUGUCAAUUUGUCUUGAUUGUAAAUUUUUGAUAUAAUUGCAAAUAAAGUUAUGUUUUCUUGUCAUUCCUCAUUCCCAACCAUAUUGUAUAUGGUUAUAGCAUUCUGUUUCUAAAUGUACCAUGCAAGCAAGAUUAUCAUGUACUUGAACAUUUUACUUAAAAUGUAAUAAAAUCCCUUUUCACUAGAAAGAUUCAGAGACAUCAUCCAGACAAAUAAAUAAUUAAGAGAAA
Molecule: messenger RNA, 2115 nt
Organism: Protopterus annectens (West African lungfish)
Lineage: Eukaryota; Metazoa; Chordata; Ceratodontiformes; Protopteridae
Gene: PLBD1
Product: phospholipase B domain containing 1
Exons: 12
Coding region: 148-1848 (566 amino acids)
Biological process (GO): phospholipid catabolic process
Cellular component (GO): extracellular region
Molecular function (GO): glycerophospholipase activity
Source: RefSeq, a predicted model, not a curated record